AUGCUGUUAUGGUUUCCAACCGUUUCACUCGCCACAAACAACCAUACCGAUCAUCUUGCACUUCUGGCUAUCAAGUCCAGCAUCAUUCAUGACCCUCAACAUGUUCUUGACUCGUGGAACACCUCUUUCCAUUUCUGUCAAUGGCAAGGUGUUACAUGCGGUCAUCGGCAUCCUAGAGUCACCAGAUUAGACCUUGGAUCGCGAGGCCUUGUUGGUUCCAUGUCCCCUCAGAUCGGAAACUUAAGUUUUCUCAUAGUGUUAAAUCUACAAAAUAACACCUUCAAAGGUGUAAUCCCACCUGAGUUAGGAAACUUGUUCAGGUUGCAAAAACUAAAUCUUGACAACAAUUCUUUUAAUGGAGAAGUUCCAGCCAGUUUAUCAAACUGUACAAGGCUAAACAUUCUUCAGUUUGGUCGGAAUAAUCUAGUUGGCAAACUUCCACAACAGCUUAGUGCCUUGGUGAACCUGGUGGAGUUAGUCAUUCAAGAUAACAGUUUUACAGGAGGGAUACCGUCUUUCUUUGGAAACUUCACUUCUCUUAAAACCUUACAGGCCACCAACAAUUAUAUGGGCGGAAGCAUUCCAUACACUUUAGGUCAACUGUACAACUUGCAAGAAAUUGAUUUCGGUUUUAACCAGCUCUAUGGUACGAUCCCUCGGUCCUUUUACAAUUUAACAUCCUUAAAAGUUCUUAGUAUACCAAAUAAUGAAAUCAGUGGAAAUUUACCGAAAGAUAUAGGCUUGCAGCUACCCAAUCUUGAGCUUUUUCAAAUAUGGAUUAACAAUUUUACUGGAAGCAUACCCUUCUCAUUUUCUAAUUGUUCAAACUUGAUUCUCCUCUGGAUGGGAGACAAUGGUUUUAGCGGGAAGGUUAACAUAGAUUUUAGUCGUAUUCCAAAUUUUUGGGGUGUUGUGUUAUAUACUAACUAUCUAGGGAGUUCGGAACCUGAUGAAAUGAACUUCAUUGAUUCCAUGGUCAAUUGUAGCAAACUAGAAAGGAUAUAUCUUGAUUGCAACCAAUUUACUGGAGUUCUUCCUAGUGUCAUAGGCAAUCUAUCUUCUAAACUAACAGCUCUAACAAUUGGAAAGAACUUCAUGUAUGGGACCUUGCCUUCUGGGAUUGGGAAUCUUGUGAAUUUAGAGCGGUUAGCUAUAUACUCUAAUCAGUUCACAGGGAUAGUCCCAACCGAACUUGGUAAGCUACAUAACCUUAAAUAUGUAGACAUGUAUGACAACUUCUUCACCGGAAACUUUCCAAAUUUUUUAGGAAACUCGUCAUUGCUAAAAUUGCAUUUGAAUGAAAACAGAUUACAAGGACAUAUACCUCCCAGUCUUGGCAAUUGCAGGGGUUUGUUGGAGUUGGACCUUUCCGUAAACAAUCUUACCGGCCCUAUACCCGCUGAACUUUUUCUGUUAUCAUCCUUGUCGAUGACCCUAAAUCUUUCUCACAACUAUUUAGUUGGACCCCUUCCCAAAGAUAUAGAAAAACUCAAAAGUUUAACGGCACUUGAUCUAUCACACAAUGACCUGGUUGGAGCAAUACCAAAUUCCAUCGAAACCUGCAAAAGCCUCGAGUACCUAAAUCUUGGUGCCAAUUCCUUUCAAGGUCCGAUACCUCCCUCAAUGGGUGCUUUAAGAGGUAUCAUCAACCUUAAUCUUUCCCGUAACAACUUCUCCGGAAAAAUUCCAAAAUUCUUAGAGCAACUAAACUUGUCUUCAUUGGAUUUGUCGUACAACAAUUUUGAUGGUGAGGUACCGUUGAAAGGUAUUUUCAAGAAUGCGAGUUUGAUCUCGAUUAAGGGGAACAAUAGGCUGUGUGGAGGCCUUCUUGAACUUCGCCUGCCUAAAUGUCCCACAAUAUCAAGGUCAAAGACAGGUUUCAGAACGUCACGUGUUAUUCUAAUUGUCAUUCCAAUUUGUUUGCUUUUAGUUGUAGCAAUGGUUUUGUCUUAUCUAUUUUAUUGGAAAAGAAGAAAGACACAAGCACAACCAGAAGCUUCAUGCGUGCAACCGUUUUCAAGAGUUUCUUUUGGAAGUAUACUCAAAGCUACCAAUGAGUUCUCUCAACAAAAUUUGAUUGGGACAGGGGCUUUUAGUGCUGUUUAUAAGGGUAUUCUUGAACCAAUUGAUGGAAUGGUUGCCAUUAAAGUUCUAAAGCUUGGAAACCAAGGAGCUUUGAAAAGUUUUGUGAUAGAGUGUGAGGCUUUGAAAAACAUAAGGCAUCGUAAUCUUGUGAAAGUCAUUACUUCCUGUUCAUCAAUUGAUUUUCAAGGUAAUGAUUUCAAAGCUCUUAUUUACGAGUUCAUGCCAAAUGGGAAUCUUGAAAGGUGGCUACAUCCAAGUUCAGAACAAGAGGUUGAUAUUGAAGAAGCUCCUCCACAAAGAUUGACCCUUCGCCAAAGAGUAAUGAUUGCAACAGAUGUAGCUCAUGCCAUGCACUACCUCCACGAAGAGUGUGAGUCACCCAUAGUUCACUGUGAUUUAAAGCCAAGCAAUAUCUUACUUGACAGUGACAUGGUUGCUCACAUUGGUGAUUUCGGGCUGGCAAAGUUUUUGCCAUUAAAACCACACAAAAGUAGUUCAAUUGGAUUAAGAGGGACUAUUGGUUAUGCACCUCCAGAGUAUGGACUUGGAGGUGAGAUGACAAAAGAAGGGGAUAUCUACAGCUUUGGGAUAUUGUUAUUAGAGAUGAUAACUGGAAAAAGACCAACAGACCUCAUUUUCCAAGAAGGAUUCAACCUCCAUGGCUAUGUGACGAUGGCUUUGCCUGAUCAUCUAAUGGAGAUAAUUGAACCGACACUAUUGUCUAUCAUUGAGGAUAUAAACGUAGGUGCAAAUGUCAACCAUGGGAAUGAUGCUAGAAAGUGGGAGAUGUUGGAGAAAAGCAUGAUUUUGUUGGCAAGAACUGGGUUGGCAUGCUCCUUGGAAUCUCCCAAAGAGAGGAUGAACUCAAGCAAAAUAGUCCAAGAGUUGCAUCACAUCAAUGGCCUUUUCUGA
Molecule: messenger RNA, 2997 nt
Organism: Erigeron canadensis
Lineage: Eukaryota; Viridiplantae; Streptophyta; Magnoliopsida; Asterales; Asteraceae
Product: probable LRR receptor-like serine/threonine-protein kinase At3g47570
Exons: 2
Coding region: 1-2997 (998 amino acids)
Biological process (GO): protein phosphorylation
Cellular component (GO): plasma membrane
Molecular function (GO): protein binding; ATP binding; protein kinase activity
Source: RefSeq, a predicted model, not a curated record